Messenger RNA from Babesia sp. Xinjiang, 2907 nucleotides. RefSeq names its product AFG3-like protein 2. The record is from RefSeq and is a predicted model, not a curated record. The transcript is spliced from 6 exons. Gene Ontology annotation, cellular component: membrane; m-AAA complex. Lineage: Eukaryota; Apicomplexa; Aconoidasida; Piroplasmida; Babesiidae. Gene Ontology annotation, molecular function: ATP-dependent peptidase activity; ATP binding; ATP hydrolysis activity. The coding region runs from base 1 to 2907 and encodes 968 amino acids. Gene Ontology annotation, biological process: protein-containing complex assembly; mitochondrial protein processing; translational initiation.
AUGUAUGCCCUGCGCCGUAUAUUCGGCGCAUCCGGUCACCGUCUUUUGCGUAACCAUGGCAUACAAGAUGUGUGUUUUGUGGCCAUAGGACGAGCAAAUUACUGCGGUAUUGUUAAACCAUACGGUAUCAGCGUAGAUACUCAACGAAUUUUAUGCCGUUAUAAGCGUUCUAUAUGGAAUACUCAUACAUUUUCAAGCAAGGAUCCAGAUGGGUUUGGCAAGUUUACUAAACGUGAUGGCACAUCAGAGCCCAAGUCAUCUAAGGAGGCUACUGAUAGUACCAAUAGUUCCACUAAAGGUAAAGAAACGGAUCGCGGUGGUCGUUCAGAGUCUCAAGAUCCGAAAGAGCCUAAAAAUGAGGAUGAACGCAAGUUGCUUAGUCGGUUAAUGGAACCUUACACAUUGAUAUUACUGGGUAUAGGAACCGUUUUAUUUCUCGAUGUCCUGGACAGUGGCGGUUUACGUAACGAGAUAACACUGCAAGAGUUUCUUGGGAAGUAUCUGAUGCGCGGUCUAGUGGAACGAAUCCAAAUCGUUAACAAAGAUUUCUGCAGAUGCUCAAUCGUCAAUGGUGCCGAUUAUAAGCUACCACGUAUUGUUAGCUUUCGUAUAGGUUCACUUGAGGCCUUUGAGCAGAAAUUAGAUGAUAUCCAGGCAUCCAUGGGAUUGCAUCCGCAAGAUUAUAUAGGCGUGCAAUAUGUGAACGAGGUGAACAUUAUCGGUGAAUUGAAGCGUUACAUACCAUUUAUGGUGGCUAUGUUACUACUAGGUAUCGGUUUACGUAAGCUUACAGUACGUAGUACCGGUGGCAUGGACCGUUUCUUUCGUAUGGGCAAGAUGAACGUUGUGGAUGCUAAGGAUAUAAAGGUCGAUGUUCGUUUUAAGGACGUUGCGGGUAUGCAUGAAGCUAAGCGUGAGAUUAGCGAAUUUGUGGAUUUUCUAAAAAACCCUAAAGCAUACGAACACUACGGUGCAAAGAUACCGAAAGGGGCGUUGUUAUGUGGAGCACCUGGUACAGGUAAAACUCUAUUGGCUAAAGCUGUUGCCGGCGAGGCAAAUGUACCAUUUUAUUCCAUAUCUGGAAGCGACUUUAUCGAAGUGUUUGUUGGUGUAGGCCCGUCACGUGUCCGCGACCUCUUCGAGAAAGCAAGGAAGAACGCACCAGCAAUAGUGUUUAUUGACGAGAUUGAUGCUGUAGGCAAGAAGCGCGCGAAAGGUGGUUUUUCAGCAGGUGCUAAUGACGAGCGUGAGAACACGCUUAAUCAGAUAUUAGUGGAGAUGGAUGGGUUCAAGACAAGUAGCGGUGUAAUUGUGCUUGCCGGUACUAACCGGGCUGAUAUCCUUGAUCCAGCAUUGGUACGUCCAGGGCGCUUUGAUCGUACAAUUACAAUAAAUCGUCCUGAUUUGGAUGAGCGUUUUGAGAUUUUUAAAGUACAUUUAGCUCCAUUGAAGCUCCAUAAAUCGCUUGACAUGGACGAUGUAGCGCGUCAUUUAGCGGCCCUGACUCCUAACUUUGUCGGCGCUGAGAUUGCAAAUGUGUCAAAUGAAGCUGCUAUUCAAGCUGUACGACGUAAAAGUACCGAUGGAGUUUCACUUGUGGAUUUUGAUGCUGCCAUUGAGCGUGUAAUGGCUGGUUUACGUAGAUCUAAUGCCCUGCUAUCUCCAGCUCAGAAAUUAGCUGUAGCCUACCAUGAGGUGGGCCACGCCUUGGUUGGCUGGUGGCUUGAGCAUGCUGACCCCGUGUUAAAGGUAUCUAUUAUCCCUCGCAGUAACGGUGCAUUGGGGUUUUCUCAGCAAUUACCUGAUGAGGCUAUGUUGUUUAGUCGAGAGGCUCUUUUGGACAAGGUUGCCGUGAUGUUAGGUGGUCGGGCUGCUGAGGACAUUUUUAUCGGCCGUAUAACUACUGGUGCUACUGAUGAUUUGAAUAAGGUAACACGUAUGUGUUAUGCUUUUGUAUCACAAUGGGGUAUGAACCCAUCUUUAGGUCUUGUAUCGUAUCAGCGUGAUUCUGGUGAUGAGCCGGAUUUUUAUCGCACAUAUUCAGAGACCACUGCACAACUGAUCGACAAUGAGGUUCGAACUAUGAUAGAGAGUCAGUAUUCUCGUGUUCAGAGUUUAUUGCGUGAGAAGGCUGACCUGGUUCACAAGCUUUCUAAGCUGUUAUACCAGCGUGAGACCAUAACCUACCACGACAUCGCUUCUUGUGUUGGCGAGCGUGAGUUCCCUGUGCAAGAGAAGUUGCGACCGUAUGUAUUGAGCGGUAUGGAGGGUGAAAGCGAUCCCCUAAAAUUACCAGGUAGUGGCGAGGGUAGCGCCUUAAACGAUAGCUCGGUAUUGUCCGAGCCCGGGAAGGUCACGGGCGCCAUGGGCAAAGCUACGGUGGCUGCCGAAAGUUCUCCUGCGGAAGAUGUUCCGCCUAUGGAGCCCGUGACUGUGGAAUAUUGUCCACGUUGCGGUAUGCCGUUUGACUUUUGUGACUUUGGUGAUAAAUGGGAGACUGGUGAAUGCCGUGCCGAGUGUUCUCGAAGGUAUCCUGAGAUCUUUGGUACCGCCGAGGAGGUAGCGGAACAGCUUCUUAAAAUAUCGAUUUCACCGCCACCAGCACCUCGUAAAAAGAAACCUGAAGUAAGACAAGAGGUCACAGUGCAACGUAGUACCCGUUCUAAACGUAAGAUCGUUACUACAGUCACGGGUUUACAUCUCUUUGGCGUGAAAUUGGAAGUCGCAGCAAAGUUAUUUGCGAAGCAAUUCGCCUCAGGAGCGGGUGUUGUUAAGGGUGUCCCGGGACAGAUGGAUCAUAUCGAUUGUCAGGGUGAUGUUGAAGACCAAGUUAUCGAUUUGAUAUUGGCACAAUACCCUGAUAUAACAGAGGACAACAUUGUUAGGUUGCCAUCUAAAAUCAAGUGA